Molecule: messenger RNA, 1042 nt
Organism: Saccostrea cuccullata (small rock oyster)
Lineage: Eukaryota; Metazoa; Mollusca; Bivalvia; Ostreida; Ostreidae
Product: alanine--glyoxylate aminotransferase-like
Exons: 8
Coding region: 173-1042 (289 amino acids)
Cellular component (GO): peroxisome
Molecular function (GO): L-alanine:glyoxylate transaminase activity; L-serine:pyruvate transaminase activity
Source: RefSeq, a predicted model, not a curated record
CACCUAUGAUUCGUCACAUGCCGCUUAGGAUCUAGUCGACGCAAAAUCCCUGACGCAGGUCAUUUGAUAUUGAGGUGUACGUGUAGAAUUUCUUGGGAUAAGUGACCCGAACUGUCAUUUCAUACAUAUCAUGUUUAUUUAGAAAAGCGCAGGGAAACGGGAACAGAUUGCAAUGCGAGUUGUUUCCCCUCUCUAUACCGUUGUCCGGAGUUGCGUGUUGAACGCUGUGACGAAAUCACAACUGGAACGUGUACGGUUUGUGUCUACCAAAAUGCCGAGCGUCUCACCCCCACCGCAGAGCUUGAUGAAGCCCAUGGAUUUUCCCCACAAGCUGUUGAUGGGUCCAGGCCCUUCCAAUUGUCCACCACGUGUACUAAACGCGCAAUCCUUUCCAUUAUUAGGGCACCUGCACCCCGAAUUUACUCAGAUAAUGGAUGAAGUAAAAGCUGGCAUUCAGUAUGCAUUCCAGACCAAAAAUACAUGGACUGUUUGUGUUUCAGGAACAGGCCAUGCUGCUAUGGAGGCGGCCUGUGCUAACCUUCUGGAGCCAGGGGAGACCGCUCUGAUCUGUGAGAAUGGACUCUGGGGUCAAAGGUUUGCAGACAUGUGUACAAGAAAUGGAGCUGUUGUUCAGAAAAUAAUCAAGCCAAUGGGACAAGUAUUCACACUCCAGGAUGUAGAGGCUGGUCUACAGCAACACAAGCCGGCAUUAGUGUUUGUGACUCAUGGUGAAUCUUCAGGGUCAACACUCCAGCCCUUGGAGGGACUGGGGCAGCUCUGUCAUAAAUAUAACAGCCUCCUAUUGGUUGACUCAGUGGCAGCUUGUGGAGGGGUACCACUCUUUGUUGAUGAGUGGGAGAUAGAUGCUAUCUACACCGGUGCUCAGAAAGUGAUAAGUGCACCACCAGGAGUCAGUCCUGUGUCCUUCUCUGACCAGGCCAAGAGUAAAGUAUUAAACAGGAAGACACCGGUGAGGUCCUACUACUUUGACAUGUCCCACCUGGCCAACUACUGGGGGUGUGACGAGGGACCGAGGAGGUAA